Molecule: messenger RNA, 8248 nt
Organism: Plectropomus leopardus (leopard coralgrouper)
Lineage: Eukaryota; Metazoa; Chordata; Actinopteri; Perciformes; Serranidae
Biological process (GO): negative regulation of DNA-templated transcription
Source: RefSeq, a predicted model, not a curated record
GACAGUGGGCUCCUGGGCAAAGAUAUGCCAAAGCCCCUACUACCUCUCUGACAUAGGAGCAGGACUCAUAUACUUGAUAGUUGUUUAGCCUCUUUUUGUAUUGUAACACAGUUUUUUGUGGUUUGGUGUCACUCUAGUCGUUUUGUAUCUCUUAGAGGUAAUUUUGUGUUUGUGCGGGUCGGUUUUGUCUCUUUCUGGUUGUUCGGCCCCUUCGUGUGUCUUAGCAAUUCGUUUGCAUCUCUUUUUGGUCAUUUUGAAUCUCCUCUUGUUAAUAUGUGUCAACUCUUGAAGGUGAAGGCAAGAACCCUCCCCCCUUACUCUUGGGGCCCGUGGGCCUGUGUCUGGUUGGCUUGUCUUAAGUAAUGACACCACUGUUUAUGAAAACAACAAAAAUAACUGAAUUAAUUGUUGCUUUAGUAAAAUUUAGCUGGGUAUCAUGUUGUUUUUUGUAUGCAACGUUGAAAAAAUUGGUAAUAGUGCGGGCAGCUAGCCUUGUGACCUGGGAAAUUUACUGAUCUUAAAAAGGAGAGCGAGAGAGCUUGCAUAUGCAUUGACAUGAGCAAAUCUGAUUUGGGAAGGGUCUAUUCACUGGAACUUUUCAGGGGCGCAGACAUUUGUGUAGGGGAGCCUAAAGAGAGCUGACACGAUUAGUCAGAUGAUCCAUCAGUUUAUUGUGAGGAAAUUAAGAGGCAACAAUUCUGGACACCUGCAUAGUGAUGUGAUGUCUGAGAGAUUUGGCAGCUGCUCUGCAGAGCAAAACACCUACUGUGUCAUCAUAUUAGAGGACACCAUGUAAGUUAACAGCAGUGAGGAUUGUGGACUGAGGGGGAUGAACUGAAUCGGCCUGACAAGGGAAGAGACAGCCAGCACUGUUGGGUAAGAACUGAUGGGCUGUCCAAGCUAGCGAUGCCAACUGCAAAAGAUAAAGGUGGCUCAACGUCCCACCGCUAUCGGCCUGCCUCAGAGUACGAUGAUGCCACCCUCACCCAGAAGAGAGAAUACUGGAGAACCAAGAAACGAGAGCAGAGGGCCCGACUGACAGAGCGCAGAGGAAAGUCAACACAAGACGGUCGAGGGGAAAAGCUACAUCUGCAUGCCCCUGCAUUGGUGAAUUCUUCUUUAUCCGGCUCCUUUGCUGCUUUCUCUUCUCCUUUGGAGAGUAAUGAUGAGUCAUACAAAUCAGCCAAUAUCUCUCCUGCAUCACAGAGUCGAAAUACCAAGCAGGUCAGUUCAGUUGAAGCCACUAACAGCCAAAAGGAGAAGUGGAUUCAUACAGCGAAACUCAACAAGGUCUUGCCUCAGAUGCCAGCGCCAUGUUCCAUCUCAGCCAAAGCUGCAAGGGGCGACAGAGCCACAGUGAAAAGCCUAACAGCGAGGGGUGCUGUGAGCCGAGCCGUUACCUCACUCACACCCAGUGGAACUCAGCUGAACAUCCGUUCCUCAGUGCCUCCAGUCAGAGUGACCCCAGCUACCAAUGGCAGCUCCGCUAAAAGGACACCUCAGCCAUGUGUGUCUAUGCAGGGCGCAUCAGGUCCCAAAAUGCAACACAAGGCACAAGUUCCAUUACGCAUUCAGCCCAAACUCUUACCCUCUAAUGUGAGCACAGGUAUGAUUCUUGUGUCUUCUCCAUGUGUCCCAGUUUCUAUUAAAACAGAGGGCAAAACAGAAACACCUCAACGUGGAACAAAGAGUGCCUUGGUCACCUUGCAGAGGGCUAAAGGUGUCAGCAACCUACAGAAUUCACCAGAGCCAGAGGACGAGAGAGCGGCAAAGCGCCGAGAGCAGUGGCGCAUCAAAAAGCGAGAGCAGAGGGCAAAGCUGGCAGCUCAGGUAGCUAAAGUCAGAGAGAGGACGCAGAGUGCAGAGCUGGCGUUACAGAGGCAAACAGCACAAAAAGCAGGAGUGGUGGGUGGAACAGUUCUUCAGCAUCUUCCAUCUCAGUCGUUUUUGAGGGGAGCUAGCCAGAAAAAGCGCGUUAAACCUUCAUUUGCAUCUGUCAAAAGAGAAAAUGAUAAACUGCAAAGUGGGGCAGCAAAUUUAGCGACAAUUAACUUCCAAGCAGAUCAAAUAAAAGUACAAAAUCCACAUGAGAACAGGCAGACGGCUAUCACAUGUGGUGUUAUUUCUGUGAGAAAGCCAGUGGAGUCACAGAGAAGGCUUCCAAGUUCUGUGCAUCUUUCUAAUGUUUCCAGAGGGAUUGCUUUGUCUCGGUGUAAAACACCGAGACAAAGGUUCAUUGAGGCCCAGAAGAUUUUCAUGAAUCAAAGAAACAUGAGAUGUAAAUCUCCAUUGCUUUCUUCACUCUUUAGUAGUCGAAAUAUCCCCCCAAUCGACCCCAACGACACACCUGAGCAGAUAAUUGCCAAACGGCGAGAGUAUUGGCGGAUUAAAAAGCGUGAACAGCGAGCGAAACUGACGAUGGAAAUGAAGGCUCGGUUGAAGGAGAAGGACUCUCUCAUGCGAAGAGUGAAACGUUACCAGAAAAUCCUAGAGGAGAUGAGGAGGGCAAGAGCUCUGGCCCAAUCAGGAGGAAGCACCCUUACCCAUGCCUCGGAAACCAUAGGCGGGUUCAUUAAGGAGGAUGGGACAGUGACCAUUAACAUUCCCCAGGUUCCUACAGGGCACAACCAAGCAGCACCCAAAAGUGAAGACAAGUCUUGUGUAGUUUCUAAUAAUACCUCCAUCACAAAACCUCAGCAUCAACCUAACACUAAACGUAGAGGUAUUACACCCAUUCGUGUAACCCAGUCCCCACCUCCCCUCCGCCCGGCUCAGGUGAAAGUCUCUUUUCCUCUUGCUGGACAGUCGGUCAACAAGCCUCCAAGACUUCUGGCAAUCAGACCGAGGACUCAACUUGAAAGCACAACUGCUCCUAAUUCACACAAAUCAGCAAUCCAAACUGUUAGUCAGCUCACACUGACACAUCCUCAGACUCCUCAAAAUGCCAUCGCUGGAGGAUCAACCACAGGGUCGAACCUUGGUGGGUGUGUCAUGAAAAUGGCUGUCUCGAGUUGCGCGCCAUCACUAUCAGCGCUCUCUCUGGAUCCAGACCUGACCGAGGAGGAGAGGAUGGCAAAGAAGAGGGAGUACUGGAGGAUAAAGAAACGUGAGCAGCGAGCAGCUCGUGCCGCUCGACUGAAGCAGGGUGUCUUACAAGCGAGGGCCAAUGCAACCUUGCAGAGGAGGAAGGCCCAGAAGCAAGUAGCAGCAACCACUGUACCACUUGGCAAAAACCAUGCAGGAAAUGCACAAUCUCUACCCGACAACAGUGCGCCUGUUUCGCCACAUGCAGAUGAGAUAAAACAAGAGGGUGAGUCUGUGCCAGCAGCUGACCUAAAUUCUCAACCAGAACAAGCCAUCUGUCUAGAUAUCAAACCCCCAACCUCCCCUACACCACCUCCAGCGCCUCAGCCGGAGCCUGACCCAGCUCUGAAUGCAGACUGCCAGGCUACCACUCUGCUAGCUGUGGCCUCUAUGAAGAAACUCCUGGAAGAAUCACUCAGCUCAGUGACAGAGUGUAAAAGUCAGCAAACUGAUAUUAAAACAGAGUCAACGUUAGAAUCCACAGAGCAAGACUUGAAGCUAGAGUUACCAGAUGUGAAUGAUGUGUCUCCUAUUGAUGCUGACUUGAUGUUGGAGAUAAAUCGCUGGCAGGCAGAUGCUGAUACUUUGGCAGAAGCAGAUUCACCAAGCCUUCAUCUCAAGGACUCACCCCAAAGGAGCGAAACACCUUCACCUCCUCCCACCUCCAACCAGGUGGCCCCACAUCCCACCUGUGAGCACUCAUCCCAAACCCAUUCCAACUUUAUAAUAAACCCUUCCAUGGAAGCGUCAUACGGCCCAUCGUCACCACCCAGAACUCAGAGGCUCCGACCCAAAACAGCAGACCAUCAAACCUGCCCUACCCUGGAGCCGCCAAAGCUACAUCACCUACCCAUAGAUCAACUCCAGCCACGACUAUGUGAACCACAGUGUCAGGCACAAAACAGCAACUCAACAUCGCCACAAGGAUAUCCCAGUGCGGUGACAGAGCACAGUGGUCUGAUGAGCCUGCAGAGCAAGAGGGAGUACUGGAAGCUGAUGAAGAGGCAGCAGAGGGCCAGGUUACGAGCCAGGCAGAGAGAGAGACAGGGAGAAUGCAGCAGUCGACUUUCCCACAGAAACAUUCAGGCUCCAGGUCUCGUCAUUAUCAACAAUGCUAAGGGUGUGAAUCGUCAAGCAAAACCAACCCUCCGGCCCAAGCCACCCACUACCUCUCUGACUUCAGUGAGACGUAUCCCAACCGUCCUGGUCGUUAACCCUACAACAUGUAACGCUGAGCAGUCACCAGGCACACUGCAGGUCAAACUGCCUGUCACCAGCGUCCCCUGUUCACCCACAAGUGAGCAGAACAACAUGGAUGUUGGGCCUUCACAAAUCCUGUCCGACUACGAAGAGACUCAUGAGAAUCAGCAACAAGCCAUGCCAGAUUCACAAGAGUGGAUAUGUAGAAGCACAGAUGUGGACUCCGUCCCCUCCCUCCCUACUCUGACGCCCCCAGACAACCCACUGUCCAGCAUCAACCUGCAGCCCAUUGAGCCCCCUUGUCAAACUGCAAAUUCCACCCUCAGUCCAAUAAAAAUGCCUUGUGCUCAAGUUCAGAGCCCCACACCUGUGGUACAGUCUCCCACCAAGCUGGUCCCAACAUGCACCUUGGUUCCACCAAAGCCCAUCCCAGGGGAGUCUGAGGAGGACUUUCUGAGGAGGAAGCGGGAGUAUUGGAGGAUAAAAAAGAAAGAGCAGAGAGCCAGGAAGGCCAUUCGAGACAAGGGAGUCUCCCCAAGGAGAGCCUCCAACAACUUGAGGCCCAUCCUGCCUGCCCAGGACCUACCAACACAGGACUCUGGUCAGUGGGUCAGCUCUUCUGAGGAGCCACAACAUUUAAUGAGCACCUCAGAGGACACCGACCCAGGAUCCUUUCCAUUCUCAACCUUCGCAGCACCAACAGAGGAGGAGUCAGGGCUUCCGUUCGCUGACUUUGAGAAUGCGAACGAGGAGGAAGGUCCCAUCUCGGACGCCAUGUGGAGGAACCGCUACCUCAUGGACUACGAUCCGCUCAACCAGCUGCUGGUGUGCAUGGUGUGCGGGGAGCUGCAAUACUCCCAAACCGUGGAGGGAGUGAGGGCCCACAUUGACGAGGCCCAUCCGGACACCCUGGCCCUGGAGCCCGGGGAGCAACAGCAAAUACUGGAGAACUGGGAUGAGCAGGUGUCCCAGCGGGAGCGUUUCUUCACCAGCCAGCUCCAGCAGCACAGCGGGGCUCUGCCAGAAACACAGAGGGACUGAAGAGCAGAGGAGAGGACUGCAGGGGACAACUGAAGACCAUGGACCCACACUUUAUUUGUCUUAUUUAUUGUAUUUUUAAAUUAAUGUGAUUACCUUAAUUGAAAGUCACCUUGAAAGAGAAUGCUGUAUAGGGAACUUUCACCCUAAAAACAGCUUUACCUCAUUUCCUACCAGGGUUGUAAUGUGGACUUAAGUAUGGACAUUUUUUACAGUGAAGCUACUACAAUUGAGAUUUUGUGAUACUAUUUAAAAUAUGUAAAGUAGAAUCCAACAUUCUGGGGAAUAGAGUCCUUUGUACUAACUGGACCUAUCUCUGUAAGAAUCACACACAUAAAACUUUUGUUAAAUUAUUUUUCAUAAUCUUGCUCUACUUCCUAAAAUCUUCAAUUAUUUAUUUAAAUUUGCACAUUUCAAACCUCAGCAACUAUACCCAUUCAGUGUUCCCCACAGACUUCGAUUGAAAUCUGAUUGAAACUCUUAGCGUUUCAACCAUUAUAGCAGCAAAACAAAAAACUAAUGGUAAUAAACAAACUGUGUAACUUUUGCUGAAAAGCAGCCUCUGUGGCAACAAGUUGCAGUUUCAGGAUAAAAGCCAGUUUCCUUUUUUCCUUUUUUCAUUGUUAUUUGCUUUAAAGAUAUCUUUCGGUGAUCUGACUGUGACCUAGUUGACAACGGCAAGUGUUUUUGUGGGUUUUUUCUAUCCUUUAUUCUCAAAAAAUUCCUGUCAACACAAGCACUGCUGUGAAAAAAUCUCAAAUGAUAAUGAAGAACAUAAUUGAGGAGCUGUCAAAAACAUGCCAAACCAACAGGUGGCGGUGAAGUCUUAACUUUACAGCCAUGCAAGAAGGAGAAGAUAUUGGCCAAUCAGAAGCCUGAACAAAAUCAAUACCCGUAAGGCUACCUGGAGCAGUGACCCUCGUAGCACAUUCCGACCACGAGUGUAUCGAGAACAGGAUCAUUUUGAUCUGUGAAAGUUGCUCAGUGGCAUAUUAAGCCAAAAACAUUUGACCUCUUUGUGUAAAAUUACCCAGAUCUUCUGCUCUGCUUUUGCAUCGUUGGACCCAUAAAGCAGGUAUGAAGUCCAAUGAAGAGCGGCUGAGUGGCUAACUUCGGGUUUAGCACUCUGCUAACUUGAGUGGGGAUAAAAAUGAUAUAUUUGUGUGGGAAAAAAACAAGUCCUGGGAGGUAUGCUGUGUUAACUUCUUUUACUCUUUGCCAUAAAACCAUUAAAAUAUUAAAUGGUGACAUGCUAAAAGCUAGUCCUACUUGUGAUUUCAGCACUCUUAAUCCUUUUCCACCAACAUGGAACCAUUUCCAUUACAGUCUCCUCACCUAAAUUUGGACUGUCCAGAGCGUUUUGACCUAAAAUCAAUUGGUUCUAAACCUGAAAAGUUGGUCCACAGCUUGAACCAAAAAAUACCAGGUUUGCUUUGGCCUGAAGGGCGAAUCCUGAUGACAUCAGUGGGCGUGAUAAGCAACAACAUAGAAGUAAAGGGAAAAAUCGUCAGGAAUUAGGGUGCACUGGUCUCAUCAUUAGUUGGUCCAUGCUUGUUUUUUGGGAUAUCUUUAAUAACAGAGCCAGACUUAGUAGCUGUAAUGUAAUCCACAAUUUGAGGUGAAAAUGUUCUCAAUGAGGCAUAAGCUCGAAUUGUUACUGAAAUUUCUAGCUGGGACUUUUUUUAAGGUCGCUAAAAACAUUUUGUUGCUGACCCCAUCAAUGGCAGUGCAUUGCUUCUCUUCGGUGUCAGACUCCAGCCUGCUUCUUCAAACUGGAUGUGUGCUGACUGACAUCUACUGUAUGUAAUACACUACUAUGGAUAUGUACCUCAUACAAACUAAUUUUAAAAAAAUCCAAACUAUCCAAGUCAGUCUGACAAACUGUCAGCUAGAGCCAGAGAGACCCACCUUACCUUUUUCAGUGAUAAGCAAAGUGUGUUUCAUGUUACUGCUUUCCAAUUGAGAAUUAAUGUACAUCAACCGUUGCUGAACGCUGAUAUGUUAAAGUUACAGUAAAUUACACAGUAAGUUUAGAUUUAAUCCCCCUGUAUCUACAGCUAUGAGACAAGAAACUCUCUCACACACGCACAUUCAGCACAAGAGUGAAACACUUGAUACUAAAAUUGAUUUGUUGGAGCUGACAUUUCCUGUCAGUUUUGUACAAAGUUUCUUCUGUCGGCAGGCUUGCAUUCAGGUCCCAGACUGUUGUAGAAGCUUGUAAGUUAGCGUUGGAUUGUUGCAUGAGUGUCUGGAACCGCUCCACAUGAUUUAGUAUGUGAUACUGCGCCAUGCCGUUCUUCAAACCCCAAAACCUUACACACGUUCCUCAAUGAAGUCUUUUUGUAACUUUUUUACAACUUUCUCAUCUGUGUAAAAACCUCCUCUAGAUCAUAUCAGCUUCAUGUGACGUCAAACAUCCACCCGACCCUCUGCACUGUAAAUACUGACGUGAUUAUGAGAUGCCAAAUGUUUCUUUGACUGUGCUGUUUAAUGAUUUUUUGAGCUAUUUUAUUCAUUAUUUAUUGAAUCUCCUCUUAUAUAAGGAAUUUUUGAUGGUGCAUUAUUCAUAUCCGUAGAGAGUUCCACGUUAGAGACGUUUCUCAUUUGUGAGUAUUGAGAAUCCAAAGGCUUUCCUGCAUGAUUAGUAGAAGGAUGUUGUAUAUCAGAUAGGAGCUCUGGAAUGCAUUCCCAUGUUUUUGUAUGAUUUUCAUAAUUAGAGUAAAAUGUCGAUGUUCUGUUUGAGCACAAAGCUGUACAGGUCGGUCAUGCUUGGAGAAAAUGCCUGCACAGCUGCAACACGGUGUCUAGCUGGAAGUGGCCCUGCUAUUUCACCUUUGGAGAAUGUAAUUCUGACUUGAUGACUUGUUUACCAGUUCAAAGGGAAUGUUUCAAUGCCUUUUCAGUAAUAAACCUUUUCUACCUUUGG